Messenger RNA from Lodderomyces beijingensis, 1515 nucleotides. The record is from the annotation of a GenBank genome assembly. Lineage: Eukaryota; Fungi; Ascomycota; Pichiomycetes; Serinales; Debaryomycetaceae.
AUGCCGUCCGUCGCAAAUCUUGACUUUGAAAACCCCGUGGGGUUAUCGUCGUCGCAAAUCGAAACCAUCGCCAUUAUUGGCGGUGGAGCUUCCGGCGCGAUUAUCUUGGACGCCUUGCUCAAGGAACCUCACUCGAAAAUCAAAAAGAUUACCGUUUUUGAAAGACAGGCUAAAUUGGGAGGAGUAUGGUUGUUCAACCCGCAAACGAUAAAGACCCCCAACCACCUUAUCAAGUCGGGCAAUUUGAACUUGGAGAAUGACCCGCAGUUGUCUAAUCCGUUCCUCGAACAUAAGUACACGAGGAAGAUUAUCCUUCCCAAGAAUCAACAGGAGCGAUUUGUGCAGACUCCAAGCUAUCAUGGAAUCAAGACCAACAUCAUUGAACAGAUGAUGACUUAUAGCGAUGCCAAUAAAUGGGAUACAACUGAAGAAGAUACGAAAUACGUCGUGGGGACAGUUGUCCAGGAUUACAUUGAGAAGUACAUCGAGAGGAACUUGUCCGAUCCAAGAGUGGACUUGAAGUUGAAUUCGACAGUGGAAGACGUCGAGAGAAUAGCUCGAAAUGAUGGUUAUGAUGAUGACAAGAUUCAGGCUGACAUUCCGUACCGUUUCAAAGUUACAGUACGUACACCACACGAUGAACAUCAAGACCUCUGGUACCAGCAGGAAUUCGACUCGAUUGUCGUGGCCACGGGCCAUUACCAUGUCCCCUUUAUACCCCAUGUACCAGGUUUGAAACAAGUGCAAGAAACAUUUCCCGAUCUAGUGCAACAUGCUAAAUUUUAUCGCAAGUCGGAAGACUACAAAAACAAGACUGUUGUCGUGGUGGGAUCACGUGCAUCAGGGUGUGACUUGACGAAAUUCGUGGCUCGUGAACCGCAUGCUACCGUAUACCAAUCGAUUCGGAACUUUGACCGAACGAGAUUCUUCUCAUCUCGACCUAAUGUCAUUAUCAAGCCCCCGAUAUCCAAUUUCGCCAUUGACAAUAAACACAAUAAACUCACGGUCAAUUUCGAAGAUGGGUCGAGUUUAGUCCAGCCAGAUCACGUCAUUUACUGUACGGGGUAUUUAUUCUCGUACCCCUAUUUGAACCGCUUAUUUGACAAUAGCAUCACCUAUGAAGGUCAAACAGUUUCCAACUUGUACCAGCACACGUUCCUAAUUCAGGAACCAUUGAUUCCCUUUGUGGGUGUGCCAAUAGAUGGCAUAUCGUUUAGAGUAUUUGAGUACCAAGCUGUCUUGGUGUCGAGAUUCCUCACUGGUAAAAUCCAAUUACCAGCUAGAAAUCACCAAUUGCAGUGGGUCAAAGAGCGAUACCAGACAAAACAAAAUACCAGGUUAUUCCAUACUAUUGGUGUGGUUGACGCGUUAGCAUAUUUGCAAACUUUGACUCAAUUGGGCCAAGUUUCUAGUAAAGUCGGCGUGGGACGGGAAUUCCCCGCGAUGACUCCCGAGGACGUUCUUGUUUAUAAGGAAGCUGGGGAAACUUUAAGAAAGUUUUGGGAUGAAAGAUGA